This is a messenger RNA of Desarmillaria tabescens, 1785 nucleotides long. RefSeq names its product tripeptidyl peptidase A. NCBI's taxonomy places the organism in Eukaryota, Fungi, Basidiomycota, Agaricomycetes, Agaricales, Physalacriaceae. Gene Ontology annotation, molecular function: tripeptidyl-peptidase activity; serine-type endopeptidase activity. The coding region runs from base 1 to 1785 and encodes 594 amino acids. The record is from RefSeq and is a predicted model, not a curated record. Gene Ontology annotation, biological process: proteolysis. The transcript has 13 exons.
AUGAAGUUGUGGACCGCUCUUUUCUCCCUAGCUGCCUCUGGUGCUCUAGCGGCGCAUAGUGUCAAAGAGACGGUCGUUCCUCCUCGAGAGUGGAUUCGCGACGGACUUGCUCCUUCCAGUCACAUCCUAGAACUGCGAAUCGGUCUUCGGCAAUCCAAUUUUGACGCUCUUGAACGACACCUGUACGAGGUCAGCGAUCCUUCUCACAGCCGGUAUGGCGAAUACCUGUCCAAGGAGGAGGUAGAGGACCUAGUCGUGCCUCAUCCAGAAAGUUUGACAGCAGUCGACGCGUGGCUUUCGUCUUACGGCCUUCCAGAAAGCGAAUACAUCCGUUCUUCAGCCAAGGACUGGCUAACCAUCAAUAUCCCGGUCAGCCUUGCCGAGAAGUUGCUGGACACGGAAUAUCAUGUCUGGAGACACGCCGAGAGCGGAGAGUACAUUGUUCGAACGACCAGUUACAGCCUACCACCUCAUUUGCACGACCACAUCGAUGUCAUCCAACCCACAACCAUUUUCUCUCGUAUGAUGGGCUUCAGGUCUACCAUCCACGAUUUCGAUGCUUCGCCCGCGGCAAUGAAAGUAUUGAAUGGCACGACCACGGAUCUGGACUCUGGUGCCAUCAUCGACAACAGCUGCAAAUAUGCGAUUACUCUAAACUGCCUCGAACAACUAUACAACGCAGCUAACUAUAACGCCACGGACCAAUCUAAGAAUGGCAUCGGUAUUACCGGGUACCUGGAGGAAUACGCCAAUGAUCAGGAUUUGCAAUCUUUCUAUGGCGAACAGCGACCCGAAGCUCAGGGCUCUCAAUUCGGAGUCGUGUUGAUAAAUGGUGGCCAGAAUCCUCAAAAUGUAUCACAGGCUGGCGCUGAGGCGAACCUUGACGUUCAAUUUGCUUUCGGGUUGAGUUUCCCUAUCAAAUCUACCUUCUAUUCGACGGCUGGUCGUCCACCUUUUAUCCCGCCAUAUCAGACUAGCAAUUCUAGUGCUCCUUCCAAUACGAAUGAACCUUACGCAGAGUGGCUUGACUAUAUGUUGGAUCAAGAGGACCUCCCGGCGACUAUUUCCACGAGUUAUGGAGAUGAGGAAAAUACCGUUCCCUUGGACUAUGCACGUCGUAUCUGUCAAGGCUUUGCACAACUCGGAGUUCGCGGUAUCUCUUUACUAUUCGCCAGCGGCGACAGUGGUGUCGGUAACGGAGAGUGCAUCACAAAUGAUGGUACCCAGGCCAAAAGAUUCGUUCCAAGUUUCCCUGCGUCUUGCCCCUACGUUACGGCAGUGGGUGGAACAUCAGGCAUCCCAGAGCGGGCGGUCUAUUUCUCCGGGGGCGGCUUCAGUAACUAUUUCGCUCGUCCCAAAUGGCAGGACAGAGCGGUCAAGGAAUACCUCGCAGGCCUUCCCAAUGGCACCUACGAGGGCCUUUACAAUGCUUCCGGAAGAGGAAUCCCAGACGUCUCCGCAUAUGCAGUGAACUAUCGCAUUUGGUACAGGGGAUUAGCAUCCAGUAUCGGUGGGACUUCAGCGUCAGCGCCUACGUUCGCGGGACUAGUUGCUUUGCUGAAUGACGCCAAACUGAAAGCCUCCAACUCAACCCUAGGAUUUUUGAACCCGCUACUCUACAAGAAAGGUUUAGCGGGUUUCAAUGAUAUCAAGGCCGGGAACAAUCCUGGCUGCGGUACUGACGGGUUCAAUGCGACUAAAGGCUGGGAUCCAGGCUUACGAAUGACAGCGACCGGCCUUGGAACCCCCAACUUUGGGAAGCUCAAGGACCUGCUGACUGGUUAA